Molecule: messenger RNA, 491 nt
Organism: Aphidius gifuensis
Lineage: Eukaryota; Metazoa; Arthropoda; Insecta; Hymenoptera; Braconidae
Product: zinc finger protein 593
Exons: 3
Coding region: 54-491 (145 amino acids)
Molecular function (GO): zinc ion binding; nucleic acid binding
Source: RefSeq, a predicted model, not a curated record
UACAACAAUAAUACUAAUUGUUAAUUAUUAACAAAAAAAACAACAUUUAAAAAAUGGGAAAUGGUAAAUACGCUAGAAAAAAAACUGUCCAAAGUCAUGGAAUGAAAAAAGGAUGUAAAUCAAAAAGAAAAACAAAAGAUCUUGAUGAGAUUGAUGUUGAUCUUGAACAGAAAAAUGUUACUAAAUUAAUAAAUCAACCAAUUGAUCUUGAUAAACCUGGUGCUGCACAAUUUUAUUGUCUCCAUUGCGCACGUUAUUUUAUAAAUGAUCGAGCAUUGACUGAUCAUUUCAGAACAAAAGUACACAAGAGACGACUCAAAGCACUUGAACAACAACCUUAUUCGAUUGCUGAAUCUGAACGUGCUGCUAGUCAUGGUAAUUGGGUUGUUGCUGGAAAAAGAAAAAUUCAAACAAUAACACCUGUAUCAUUUAAAGGUAGAAAUAUCUAUCAAGAAUUUAAAGACGCUACAGCUAUGCAAGUUGAAGCAUAA